Thecamonas trahens ATCC 50062 is the source of this 8778-nucleotide messenger RNA. RefSeq lists its product as uncharacterized. The transcript has 5 exons. Bases 1 to 8778 code for a protein of 2925 amino acids. The record is from RefSeq and is a predicted model, not a curated record. Lineage: Eukaryota; Apusomonadida; Apusomonadidae. Gene Ontology annotation, molecular function: protein binding.
AUGGCGCUGGUCGCUCUUCGAGGUACACUCGCCUCGCUUGAAGACGAUCUGGCGUCGUUUGCUUCGCCCGGGCGGAGGUCAAAGGAGACGGCGGACAACCACAGCCCGACGUCGGCCAAGGCCCGUGAUGCCGCACGAAUGGCAAAGCGAUCAACCCUUGCUGUUCCGGCGUCGUUUCGGCUCACGCUCCCUUCAUCAGCCUCCGAUUCAGACUCAUCGUCCGACGGCCACAUCUCACGAUCGCGAUCGCCCUCGGCUUCGCACUCUUCUUCAUCGUCCAGCUCGUCGAGCUCGCCGACUCCGUCGAGCUCAAGCUCGCCGCCACAUCAUUCCGGCCUUGCAGUUGUGGUCUCGACCUCUGGUUCGGAAACUAAGCUCGCCGACCCGUCGCCCGUGCCAAACACCCGCGCCAUCGCCGACCUGGUCGCCGCCCGCAAGACUGGACGCUCUUCCCGCAUUGUCACCACCUCUGGCCCCACCGGUGCUGCUGAUGCCGUUGUUGCCGCACGCGCCGCUCACUCGCAGUCUACCGAGUCACGCGCCGCCCGCCUGGCUCGCCUCCGUCGCGUCCGUGACGGCGAGUCAGUACAGGAUGACACCAGCUCUCCGCGCCCGCUCACCCGUGAAGAGCGGCUUGCUCGCCUUCGCGCCCGCCGCAAUCCCAGUACCGCCAAUGCACAGCGCAACGACAGCGCGUCUGGCUCGUCGACGCUCUCAUCUGCUGAGCUCGCCAAGCUCCCGCGUGCUGAGCGGCUCAAGCUGCUUCGACAGCGCCGUGGCGGUCGCCCACAAGCCACACCCGCCGAACCGCCAUUUCCCAAGGUCAACGUUGUCCCGGCUACUCCGGCCAUCCAAUCGUCGGACUUUCCCGCGCCCGAAGCAAUCUCGCCGCCGUUAACGCCAUCGUCAUCAUCGGCCUCGCCGCCGUCGUCGCCAUCAUCGCCGUCGCCGCCACCCAAGCCGGCCGCUGCACCGCAUCAAUCACCAGUCUCUCCUCACAAGCUCCACCUCCGCCGCCGCACCGCCCGUCAACCGCAUGCAGCCGGCACACAUGGGCCUACUGAUUCGGACGCUCCGGUCUCCUACCCUGAGCUCCGUGCUCAGCCGUCGAACGACAUCGUUGCCCAGUCGAUUGCUGCCAACUUUGAUGCCAGCGUCAUCCGACUGGACGAUGUCCUCAACUCAUCAAUCCCAUUUGUAUCGCUCUCUCCUGCCGCCCUCGACACUGCCAUCGUUGCGUCAGAACUGCGUGCAGACAAGCCGCCGGAGCCUAUUGACAGGACACAGUCUGCCCGCCUCACGGAGCACCUUGGUGAUCCCGACCUCGCCGCCGCUUCCAAGCCGCUUGACGCCAACCAUUGGCACGUUGACGUCCCGUUGCCGGCCGGCUGGCAGCGGCAGGUCGAUUUGGCCUCGUUCUCUUGCUUCUACACCGACGCCGCCUCGGGUACCACCACCACCACUCAUCCGUCGCUCAUGCCGCCGGUCACUCAGCCAGACACCGACGACCGCCACGUCAUCCAACUCGCACUCUUCUCGUCUCGCUCCGGAUGGGCCCGCUACCUCGAUCCUCAGACUAACCUCUACUUCUACUACUGCGCCCGGACCGGCGAGACGUCUUGGCUGGCGCCAGCUGACGCCGUCGUCGCCAUUGAGUCGAAUCCGCCGGUCAUGAUUCCACAUGUCCCGGCGCCAUCGUCGCCAUCGCAGCCGGCGCUAGCCUCGCUCGCGGUCGCUCGGGAGUGGAUCGCCACCUUUGCCCGUCCGUCACGCGCCGUCCCGGCUCUUGCCCGCACCCCGCUACCGGCCAUGUUCCUUCUCCGCACCAAGCCGUUCGUUUUCACCGUCUCUGAGACCGGCGAGCCCGAGACCGCGCGCGCUCCACCACUGCUCUCUCUCGCCUCCACAUCGCCGCAUCUCACCUGGGACCUCGGCCGGGGCAAGCCAGCCCGUCCGGCGCUCGCUGGCCUCAUCGCCGACCCAGACGUUCCGGCCACGAGCAACAGGCUUCGCCAGCUGCCGAGCGUUCCAGACUGCUCCCCGGUGUGGGAGGGCUACAUGCGCCACAUGAAUGCCUCACCCAUGCCGUCGAUUGCUGCUGCAUCGAUCUACCGCGACAACUUUGUGCGGAUGCUUCCGGGCUGGCGCCCGUUUGCGCUCGGCCCUGUUCCGUCGCCUGAGCCCAUGUCGCUCAUGGCCACGCUGGUCUCGUCGCGUCCUCUCGGUGCCUCGUUUCUCACCGCCCUCGAUCGUGUCUCAGCUCUCCUUGAUCUUCCGCCCUCGCCUGGAAAGCUCCGCCUCAAGAUCGCGCUCUGGGAUGAUCGUGACGUCCGCAUCUCCAACGACUACAACAUCUCGCUUGACGCCCUUGUCAACCCAAGCCAGGUAUCGCCGGCCUCUGUGCAGCCGCUGGUCGACCCUGCGCCGUCGAGCGAACAGCUCGCCGCACUCGCCCGCGCCCAGCUCGUCCACCCGCACUACCACCACUCGCACACGUCAGCCGAGCACGCGCUCGCUCCAGGCCUCGAGGACGUCCCGCUUCACCCGCUGGAUGACUCGAUCAUUGCCACGAAGGCCCUCUACCUCACCGUCUUUCUCUUUCGCGGCCUCUUUCCACUCGCACGAGUCAAGAUCCCGCUUCAACUCCGCCCCACCUCGCCCAACGCUCUGCUUAACGCGUUGGCGACGUCGGCUGGAGGCGCUGGCCUCGCGGCUCUUUUUGACGCUCCGGUCGGAGACCAUGCUGCCUCUACCGACCCCAUUGGCCUUGCGGCGGCGCUCGAGGCCCAGUUUGGCCCUGUUCCGCCGCGCCAGCCGUCGUCAGGCUUUGAAGAGUCAGCGUCGGAGAACCCGCUCCUCCCCACCACUGUUGUUGUCCCCCACCGCAAGGUCAACGUCACCGUCGCGCUCCAAGCCAUCAUGCCCGACGUCUAUGCGCACCUCUCGGACGAGGCGCUCUUUGUCCCGCUUGAGUUCCAUUUUACCCUCGUUCCAUCGCCACCACAACUCCCCACCCCGGUCAUCACGCCCGAAGUCGCCGCCGCAGGCAUUGACAUUCCGGCUCACGGCACGCUCCAGCUCGGUGCCCUUGCCCGCUCGCUCCUUCCCACCAAAGUGAUGGACAAGGCGCUAGCCGCUGCCGCCCGCGCCAUGGAGGCCGGAAGUGUCGUCCCGACUUCGGCCGCCCUCGAGGGCGUCGUCCUCGAAGACUGCUGCGAGGUUGUCUCGUACUACCCGACCUCGUCGAUGGCGCUCGAGACCGACGACGUCAUUCCGCCGCAUGUUCGCAACAACCUCUACGUCACGCUCCACAUGAAGACCAUGAUGUCGCUUGUUCUUCAGUCUGGCGACAUUGACAUCCCGCAAGUGUUCUGGAUUACAUGCGCUCUGCUCGACGGAUCGGGUGCGCCGUUUCGAGCUGUCGCGCGUGACUCUGCCGCCGACGGCACUUUCAACCGUUCGGCGUCGUCACUCGCCCACGGCGUAGGAUCCACCGCCGCCAUCGACGGCGCCUCGCGCUGGGUCAUUGUCGGCUCAUAUCCAGUCACCCGCGCCACCCGCGAGGCCAACCACAUGAUCGAGUUUGACAUUCCCUCGGUCUCGCUCGCUGACUUUUCCGCCCAUCUCCUCUUCCGCUUUGUGGCGCCGAGCUCGUCGGCCUCCGCCGCUCCCGCCGGCGAGCCCAUGCCCGGAUCGACCACCUUUGCCUAUGCAUUUCUCAACCUCUACGCUGGUGAGGGCAAGAUGCGCUCCGACAAUGAGUACGAGCUUGUUGUGUACCCGGGCAGUCCGCCGGCGCCAUCGCCACAUCGCAUGUGGCAAGGUGCCCCGCACAGGACCGACCUCACACCGGCGUGUGCCCAUGCGCUGCAGGAAGAGCCGACAACGACCGUCCCGUACUACCUCGGUGUCCCACCGCCGGGCGCUCCUUCCGGCUCGGUCGCCACCGGCUGGUCAACGCCGCUCAUGCUCGCCGUCCAUGUGGUCUCGGGGGAGGUGCUUGACGACGCAAACGUCCACUUUCUCCUCGAGCCCGAAAUCGGGCCAGGCCAGCUGGCCACACUGGUGGCAUCGGGUGGGCGUCUGCUACACAACGCAUCCCCGUUUGACCUGUACAAGUUCCACGGCUUCCUCACCUACCGCAUCAACGAGUUCUACGACCUCGCCACCAACUCGGGCGCCCAUCCCGCCGAGCCCCGGGCGCUCACUGCGCUUUUUGCUGUCUUCCACUCGCUCGUCCUUGCCAUGACCCUCCCGCACGCGGCAUCCGAGGCGCUACAGGACUCUUUUGUUUCGUUUGUGUGGGAGUGUCUCGACCCAGCCUUUCUUCGCGCCUAUCUGGACGCCAAACUUGCGCUUGUCUGCCAGGGCGCGCGCCCGGCCUCGCCGGUUCAGCCUCUCGCACAGCCCUCGAGCGAUGCGGGCACGGCUGCGCCCGAGUGGCACUCGGCUGCUACCGUCAUUGGCUACAUGAUCACACUUGGCGCUUCGCUGGCUGCCGCGCCAAGCCAGGCCCCGCACUUUGCCAACGAGCUCGACGCAAGUUACUGGGCAACGUUGGCCUCCUCGUUUGGCCAUGGCCUCGCCAACUCGGUGUGGCGCGCCGACCACCGCCACCUCGCUGCUGCUCAGCUCGCCGAGCUGAGCACUGCCGUUGGCGCCGCAUCGCGCAUGUAUCCGGGCGUACUCGCUGUCUUGCCGGCAUCCGAAGUUGCGGCGCUCUGGCGCGAACUGCUCCCCACCUCCCUCGUUGUACCUGAGGACCACGGCGCGCCUGGUGAUCUCCAGGUCGAGCGGCUCAAUGGGCUGCAUGCGGUGCUUGAGGCUAUCGCUCAUGGCUAUGCGCUGUCCAAGUUUGACUCGCUCGCGCCGCAUGAGUUUGCGGUACAGGCCUUGCUGUUGCACGACGUCAUCGGCCUUGUUUCGGAGUUCCUCCACUCGGCGUCGACGCACUUGCUGGUGUUGACGCUCGCGCCGCUGGCGGAUGUUGUGGCAGCGCUCGGCGCGGGCUUUUCCGCCAACCUCAACGAGCGGGUUGCGUGCGUAGCGGCGUCGCCGUCAGCCGAGCCUCGCGCUACCGCGGGCGUCAUCAGCGACUUGGGCACGCUCCUCGCUGCACUCAGCGUUGCCAUCUUUCGCCUCGCUAGCUCGACGUCGGUCGUCAUGGCCGAUGCACACUGGCUCUCAUCGGUUGGCCUUGCUGGCUCGCUCGACGCACUGUUUGUAGCGACAGCGUCGCUUGUCGAGGCGACUGUUGUCCGCCUCUCGAUGAGCACUGCUGCCAGUGCCGGCCCGGCCUCGCUCUUUGCGCACUUUAUCGACGGGCUCUGUAGCGGCCUCGAAGACUCGCGCGCGUGGCGCAAUGAGGUUCUCAGUGGCGCUUCAGCGGUGCCAGCGCGAGUCCGUGAGGCGUGGACGGGUGCUGGAAGCAGGGACCCGUCGGGCCUCGCUCAUCUCGGGCCUGUUGUUCUCGUUGAGCUCCUCCGUCUCCCGCUGCGGUUUAACUCGAAAUUUGCGAUCUCGACCCCGGGCAUGGCGCAGGUGACGCUUGUCGGCUUGCAGCUCACGAUGUUCCUGCUCGCCAACUAUGGCCAGUCGCUCAUGAGCCGCAGCGUGCCAGGAGAACAGGCGGUGUGCUUAGACGCGCUUGUCGAGCUGCUGGUGGCACAAGUGCAAGCGGCCGAGCUCCGGGUGGCGAGCCCGUCACUGUUUGGUGACUCGCUACUCUCCGCCGUUGCAUUCCACGCCGAGUACGCUCUGGCUCAGCGCACGCUUGCGCAUCGUCAGGAAGCGCUCGCGGGCCUCUUUGCUCUCGUCUCACAGGGCGUGCUCCGAUCGCGACCGGGCCUUGCUGAGCAGCUUCUUGCCGCUAGUAUUCAGGCUGCUCUUGCUCUCGCGCUGCAUGUCAACGAGGCGGUGGGAAGCGGGCGGCCGACAGCACUCGGCAGCGCGCUUCAUGCUGUCUUUGCUCAUCUCGCGCCAGUCGUUCUCGACGAUGCGGCAGCCGGUGCCGGCGACGACGGAGAGCGGCUGGUUCUCCCUGACGAGUGGGCAUGGCUUCGGCCGGGUGCCUCGGUAGCCGCUACCACCGAGGCCUGGCUAGCAGUUGUCCGCAAGCUCCGGAGCGUGAGCCAAGCACCGGAGAUGUCGUCGUGGCUCGCGCUUCUUUGCGGGUAUGCGCCGGUAGCCGUCCGUGCCGGCGGCGGCUCGUGGCCCGGUUUUGUGACCGAUCUCCAGCGCGGGCUGCAAGAGCUCGGCGCCCGUGUCGAGGCCCAAGGGGCGAUGCUCGAGGCGCUUGUUGCUCCGGGUGCUGGGCCCGAGCUGGUGGCUCACGUGGCGUACUCCAUGGUCGACUCGAUUCUCGACGCCCCGUCAGACGUUCAGACCCGUGCAUGCGGCGGGUACGAGACGCUGGUGCGGCUCCUUCGGCAUGUAUACCUCGCUGCGGGUGCAUCGGCGGCAGUCAUCGGGUACACGCUGGUCUUUGAAGCGCUGUUUGUCGACGCAGCCGCAGCCGAAGACCGCGUCGCUGCGACUGCACGGGUGGUCGACGUCUGGCGCGGGCGGGUGGCUGAGCUUCCGUCGCUGAGCGAGGUGCCGAUCUCGGGCGCGCGUGCGCAGGCGGUGAUGGUCCGUGGCGCAAGCGCGCUGGUGACUGGUGGACACUGGGACGCGGCACAGCGGGUGCUCCGAAGAGUGACACGCGGCUUUGAGCAGCAGGCGAACCUCGCACUGUCGCUACAGAUGGCGCGCUGGACAAGCGCGUGUGCGUGGCGGUCGGCACACGUGCCGCGGAUAGGUGGAAGGCUGUUCGGUGUAGUCCUCGCCGGUCCCGGGUGGCCGUCGACGCUCCGCGACUCGCGGCACGUGGUUCGCGGAGCAUGGGACGAGUCGGUCGAGGCCUUUGGCAUGCGAAUGCGGUCCAAGUGGGCGUCGAUGGACGUGACGGUGGUGCUCCCAGCCCGGGAGGCGAGCUCGCAGCUUUCUCCGGAGCGCGGGCUGUACGUGUACCCGCUGAUAGCGUCACAGAGCCAGGUCUCUUGCAAGCCGCUAGUUCUUGUGCCGGACGCGGUGGCACUGGUCUCGGGCGAGCGGACGAUGCGUGGAAGUCGAAGCGCCGGUACAUCGUGGGUCACGCCGCUGCGUGGGGUGGAGGGCGCGAGCCACGGGUUUGCGCUCGUCUCGUUCCGGUCGGCCGACGGCGAGAGCUCAGUUGACGGACAUCUCGUGGGCCCGUACGCGGGGCUCCGGACUGCGACACACCAGCUCGAGUACUCGCUCGGUGAUGAGCCGCGCAAGGUGCCGCCGGAGAUUGCGUUCAAGAAGCGCAAGCUUGUCAAUGACCCGUUGGUUAUCCGUGAGGUUUGGCACGCCGCGCGGCCGCUGCCUGGCCCGUCGAUGGCAGUGGCGGCGGCGAGUGUCUCGCAGGCUGUUGUUCCGUCGUCGGUCGCGUGUGUUGCCCUUCUAGAGGCAGGACGGGCCAAGCUUGAGUGGCUCCUGCACCUGCUCCGCCCAUUCAUCGAGGGUGCGGGCCUUGUGGGCGCCGACGGCGCCAUCCGCGGCUCGUCACCGUGGCACGGCCAGCUGGCAUCAGGCGAGCUCGGCUGCGCCCAGUGCAACCGACGGCUGGCGGCGAGCGGGCCAGGAGUUGUUGACAGUGUAUUUGCGCCAGCACCUAGGGUCGAGGGUGGCGAUGGCAGCGGUUCGGCGAGUCACGUCACUUCGCUCCGCCCGGGCUCGCCAGGUAGCGCCUCUGCGCUGCCAUCGUUUGACUCGUUGGUGAGCUCUGGGAGUAGCACCCGCGGCGGGAGCAAGCGGAACGGCAGUGGUGGCUCUGAUCUGGAAGGAAAGGGGAGCAGUGGCGUGUUGCGCGCGGCAGCAGGUGCAGCCGGCUCGUCGCGGCUGGGCGUCUCGGUCUCGUCGCGGAUGCGCAAGCUCGGCUUCCGCGGCCCGGCGUUUUCGUCAGUGAGUGUCCGGACGGGUACGUCGUUCUCGGGUGCGUCUCCGGCAGACUUUGUGGCCCGGCUGAGCAAGCUGCCAACAGGCUCGUCGUCGACCGACUUUGGCCUCGGCAGCCCGCCGACGUCGGUGGGUGGCCUCGGCCUCGGCGCGUCGGUCGGCGGUGACAGCACGGUCGAUGUUGGGGAUGAGCACGACUUGCUGAGCGAGGCUGUGGCACAAAUGGAGGACGCGAUGGCUACCGACGGUGACGGCGAGAGUCCUGAUCCAAGCAGUAGGCGCGAGAUGGGUCUCCCGCUGUCGCAGUUUGUCAACGCCAAGCUUGCAGAGAGCAACGGCGGAACAGCGCUGCUUGCUCGCGGCGGCGGGGCGGAGAGCCGCGUGGCGGCGCUCAAGGCCGAGGCGGCGACGUUGCUGGGCGGCGAGGUGCUGCGGCAGCUAAACCCUGCAGGCGAAGGCGUGGCCGGGGUGCGCAAGGCCAAGCUUGUGCAGGAAAACUACGAGAUCCAUGCCGAGUACGUGGUGGACAAGCUCAAGACGGCACUGCGGCGGAACUGGAUGCAGGAGAACCGGGCGCGGCAGGCGGCCGGUCAAGAGAAACUUGCUGCGCCGGAUCUGGAGCUGCUGCGAGUUCUUCCGCAUCCGGAGCAGGCACGUGUGCAAGCAGCGUGGCAGGCGUGGUGGGAGCUGCUCCAGCAGGUCCUUGUUGUCCACGCCCUGCUUGUCAGCGACGAAGCUUCAGCGGCGAGCGAGGAGCGCGAGUCGGGAGCCAGCCGGGAGCAGCACACCGCGCUCGAGGUGCUGAUGGCAGAGCUGUGA